AUGUGCGGAUCUCUUUUAUCUAAGUUUUCUAAAUCCGGUAACAAAGUAGCCCCAAAGAGCGAAGCAGAUCUUGAAGAGCUCAAACCAGUCGGGAGUAAAACGAAAUCGGCGGAUAAGACGACGCCCAGUCCAGUGAACAACCCAGAUGUUGCAUGGAAAGAAAACUUUCAAGAGGAACCUGAGAUGGGAAGCUCCACGGUUAGAGAAACAGGUAGCAAUUCAGAAGAUUUGUCUGACAAACAUGAAGAUCCGGAGAGAAGAGCGCUAGACAGUGCAAUAGCUAUUUUGUCAGCCCAAAGAUCGACCGUCCCAAAUGACCCAGCGACGCGGGUGAUGCAGAGCGGAAGAGAAAUCUUGGAAGCUCAAAUAGAUAGCACGCCUUCAAGUUCAAAUACGAUCGCCUAUCAGCCUGCAAGUUCUACACGAUCUUUGCUCAUGGGUGAAACCUCCAACGCCAUUGCAUUUGAAGUAGUUGUCGGGUACAGGCCAACUGUCCGCCCAACUGCUCGGGUGCCACGGAGGCUGAACAAGUUGGAACGACAGCCAAAGAUAUCGAAGAAGCAGAUUAACGCCAAACAUCUGGCAGCAGAAGAGCGAAAACUAAGGGAGCUAGAGAACAUCCGUGCCCGGGCCAGUGGUAGGGCAGGAGGUAUCAGACCGCACCCAGCAGAGGCGGCCUCCAAAGCUACUGCUCAGAAAAUUGCUGCAAAGCAAGCUGCCGCUGAUAGAAACAGAAAUGAGAUGAUAGCGAUAAAGAAGCAAUCCGGGAUUAAAGUCUCACGAAAGAAAAACAAGAUCGCUACUGCUCAAGUAGCCGCCAGAGAAGACCUGCAAUCUGCUAUUAGACGGAAAAUGGAUAAGUCUAAGGGCAGAAAGGCGGAGCAAAACUAUCAGCGAUACACGCAGAAGAACCUGAGAGAGGAGCGUGCGAGGAAAGUCAGAGAGAACGUGAGUAUCGCUUUUUUAUGAGUCUUUAUAAGACGCGCGUAGACAAGAAUUGCCACUUUCUAUCACCUUAGCAACCCACUUGCUUUCGUUUACCUUAAUUAUACAAUAAUCUGAAGUUUAAUGCGACGCCUGUUGUUAUUUCAACCUUUGUCAGAUUGAACGUAUGCUGCGAGAAGAGGAGAAAGAAGUCCUUGCAGAUCUUCGAGAGUUAGAGGCAGACCAGGCGUAUUGUGCCUCUGACAGUGACGAGUCGUGGGGUAACAACGAGAGUGAAGUUGUUUACGAGUGGAAAGACUUCUUCAAUGAUUAA
This is a messenger RNA of Pocillopora meandrina, 1258 nucleotides long. Lineage: Eukaryota; Metazoa; Cnidaria; Anthozoa; Scleractinia; Pocilloporidae. The record is from the annotation of a GenBank genome assembly.